AUGAAGUUCAUCAACGUCUCGAUCUUGACCUCUGUGUUGGCAAUGUUGGCUGUUGCCAAAGGAGGUGCCGACGACGCGGCUAUUGCGUCGCCAGACUCCGCUGUCGUUAAGUUAACGGCCGAUACCUUCGGAUCUUUCAUCAAGGAGAACCCGCUUGUUCUUGCAGAGUUUUUCGCUCCAUGGUGCGGCCACUGCAAGAGUCUUGGUCCAAAAUUCAGCGCUGCUGCUGACAAGCUUGUUGAGAAGGACAUCAAGCUCGCCCAGAUCGACUGUACUCAGGAAAGAGAUCUCUGUGCCGAUUAUGGAAUCCGUGGAUACCCAACUCUCAAGGUGUUUAGAGGAACCACCAACUCUUCCGACUACUUGGGACAAAGAGAGGAGGAGAGUAUUAUUAGUUACAUGACCAAGCAGUCUCUUCCUUCUGUUUCUGCGAUCGAGGACUCUGCCGAUCUGCUAGAUACAUUUGCCGAACUGAGUGAGCCUGUGAUUUUGCAGGUUCUUCCGCCAGACUUCAAGCCUGCUGCCAACGAAACUUUCUACUCGCUGGCCGACGAGCUCAGAAACGAGUUCUCGUUUGUCUCGACCUCCAACCCAGAGUACGUUGAGAAGUACACCAGCAAGAAGUCCACUCCUGCGUACGUUGUGUUCAGACCGGGCGAGAAGACUGAAGACGCUUCCUUGUUCAAGGGCGACACCAUCGAUAAAGCCACCUUGGAGAGCUUCAUUGGCGUCGAGACCAAGCCUCUGUUUGGCGAGAUCAGCGGAGCCACUUUCCAGUCGUACAUGGAGUCCAAGCUCCCAUUGGCCUACUUCUUCUGGGACGACGAGAGCCAGAAAGAGGCCGUUUCCGAUGCCAUCAUCAAGCUCGCCAAGAAGUUUAGAGGCGAGAUCAAUUUUGUUGGUUUGGAGGCUAAGAAGUACGGAAUGCACGCCAAGAACUUGAACAUGAAGGAAGAGUUCCCAUUGUUUGUCAUCCACGACCUCGAGGGCAACUUCAAGUACGGUAUCUCCCAGGACAAGGCUCUGAAUUACGCCGACAUUCCUAAGUUUGUCGAGGAGUUCAAGGCCGGUAAGGCUCUUCCGAUCGUCAAGAGCGAGCCUAUCCCAGAGGUCCAGGACGAGGCUGUCUACCACUUGGUCGGAUACGAACACGACAAGGUUGUGCAACAGAAGAAGGACGUUUUGGUGGAAUACUACGCUCCAUGGUGCGGCCACUGUAAGAGACUUGCUCCAACUUACGAGGAGCUGGCUGCUCUGUACAAGAACGACUCCGACGCCAACGAGAAGGUUGUUAUUGCCAAGAUCGAUCACACCGCUAACGAUGUUUCUGGUAUCGAGAUCACCGGAUACCCAACCAUCUUCUUGUACCCUGCUGACGGCUCUAAGCCAAUCAGUUACGAGGGACAAAGAAGCUUGGAGGCUCUGGCCAACUUCAUCCAGGAAAAGGGUUCGACUGGAGUUGAUGCCUUGAAGAUUAGAGACGCCAAGGCUGCCGAGCCGGAAGCAGAGGAGUCCACCGAGACCAACAAUGGUGCUCACGAUGAAUUGUGA
Ogataea philodendri is the source of this 1551-nucleotide messenger RNA. RefSeq lists its product as uncharacterized. The coding region runs from base 1 to 1551 and encodes 516 amino acids. The transcript has a single exon. The record is from RefSeq and is a predicted model, not a curated record. Gene Ontology annotation, biological process: response to endoplasmic reticulum stress; protein folding. Lineage: Eukaryota; Fungi; Ascomycota; Pichiomycetes; Pichiales; Pichiaceae. Gene Ontology annotation, cellular component: endoplasmic reticulum. Gene Ontology annotation, molecular function: protein disulfide isomerase activity.